Messenger RNA from Rattus norvegicus (Norway rat), 1460 nucleotides. It is a transcript of the gene Epcam, whose product is annotated as epithelial cell adhesion molecule. Gene Ontology annotation, cellular component: bicellular tight junction; membrane; lateral plasma membrane. The transcript is spliced from 9 exons. Lineage: Eukaryota; Metazoa; Chordata; Mammalia; Rodentia; Muridae. The record is from RefSeq and is marked provisional. Bases 68 to 1015 code for a protein of 315 amino acids.
CAGCGCGACUGUCCCUGGAGCCGUCCCGCGCCUCAGACCCGCGAGUCCCCGCCGCUCCGCGCGCAGUAUGGCGCCCCCCAAGGCCCUCGCGUUCGGGCUCCUGCUCGCGGUGGUCACGGCGACGCUGGCCGCAGCUCAGAAAGACUGUGUCUGUAACAACUACAAGCUGACGUCACGGUGCUAUGAGAAUGAGAAUGGUGAAUGCCAGUGUACUUCCUAUGGGACACAAAAUACUGUCAUUUGCUCCAAACUGGCAUCCAAGUGCUUGGUGAUGAAGGCGGAGAUGACUCACAGCAAGUCUGGGAGGAGGAUGAAACCCGAGGGGGCGAUCCAGAACAACGACGGUCUGUAUGAUCCCGAGUGUGACGAGCAAGGGCUCUUCAAAGCCAAGCAGUGCAACGGCACCGCCACGUGCUGGUGCGUGAACACCGCGGGUGUCCGGAGAACCGACAAGGACACGGAGAUCACGUGCUCCGAGAGAGUGAGGACCUACUGGAUCAUCAUUGAGCUCAAACACAAAGAAAGAGCACAGCCUUAUAACUUCGAGAGUUUGCAUACUGCACUUCAGGACACAUUUGCAUCUCGAUACAUGCUGAAUCCGAAAUUUAUCAAAAGUAUUAUGUAUGAGAAUAAUGUUAUCACUAUUGAUUUGAUGCAAAACUCUUCUCAGAAGACUCAAGAUGAUGUGGACAUAGCUGAUGUGGCUUACUAUUUUGAGAAAGAUGUAAAGGGGGAGUCCUUGUUCCAUUCAUCUAAGAGCAUGGACCUGAGGGUGAACGGGGAGCUCCUCGAUCUGGACCCCGGGCAGACUCUGAUUUACUACGUCGAUGAAAAGGCCCCGGAGUUUUCCAUGCAGGGCCUCACGGCUGGGAUCAUCGCCGUCAUUGUCGUGGUGGUGUUAGCAGUCAUUGCGGGGAUUGUUGUCCUGGUUAUAUCUACAAGGAAGAGAUCAGCAAAAUAUGAGAAGGCUGAGAUAAAGGAGAUGGGUGAGAUACACAGAGAGCUCAAUGCCUAACCAACCAUGCCGUGUGCUGCACUGAGGAGGGAGCCACCGGACGGAAAUGGCGAAGAACUCAGGUUGCAAACGGAUAGACCUGGGGAGGAUGGAGACCUUUCGAGGGUCACUGCUUUGUUAGCUAAGCUCACACAUUUGUAACAGUGAAAUUUGUACUCAUAAAUACAAGCAGCUUGACAUUGGCAUUAACAAUCUUAAAAUUAGACGAGUGUCUUACACAUGCAGGUCUGGCGUGGAACUCAGAACUUAGCCUGCCAAGAUAGGAGAGCUUAUGCUUAUUGUUGAAGUGUGUGUGUGUGUGUGUGUGUGUGUGUGUGUGUGUCAUAAACAGCCCACAGUAGAAUACGAUGACUACUCUCAUUUUUGUGAUUAAAGCUGCCCUUCUACACACUGAGUCUUGUACAUAAUAAACGUUUUUUAAUGAAAUAAAACAUUUUUAAACUGA